Ananas comosus (pineapple) is the source of this 2862-nucleotide messenger RNA. Its product is annotated as 2-heptyl-3-hydroxy-4(1H)-quinolone synthase-like. The transcript has 5 exons. Gene Ontology annotation, molecular function: FAD binding. The record is from RefSeq and is a predicted model, not a curated record. NCBI's taxonomy places the organism in Eukaryota, Viridiplantae, Streptophyta, Magnoliopsida, Poales, Bromeliaceae. The coding region runs from base 1451 to 2482 and encodes 343 amino acids.
GCCGUGCCCCCUUCUUGGGGGCACGGCACGGCACGCCCCGUGCCGCACGGCACGGGGCGGCACUGCUAUCCUUGCUCUCACCCGUCCAUCAUUGCCUAAUUUAUUAAAUCACAAGCAACAUGUUACUAAACACAUUGGUCUAAUGCCAUGCUUCCAAGCCACAAAACAUCCGAUUCCACCAUGCAUCAUUGCUAAUAUGUUAAUUACAUCGGAAUCCAUAUCAGGAGCCAUAUACACUAGUAAUUGAGUAAAGGCAGUUACUUAAGCCAAAAAGGAUUUGAGAAGCUCACCUCUGCAGGCUCGAAGAUGAUGAAUAAUAGUAAGUAUUUGGAGCGCAGUUAAGAAAGUUAAGUGUUACGCAAGCCUCAAUAGUUCUCGAGAAUAGUUUGCAUCUUAGCACAGAGACAUAUAUAUAAGGGGAAGAAGGCAACUUACUUGUUUUAGGUGGAAGGAGGUAAAUAAUAAUAAUGGAGGGACUUGACAAGUCGAUGCAAUUGCAAUAUUUGGAGAUGUAAAAACUUGCAACCGAAGCAAUCGCCUCAAUUAAUUACAGGGAACUGAGCUUUAGCCAAACUGUUCUUGAGAAGGAGAGACUGCUGGAAAUCUAAGCUCUCCAAUUAAUAGAGGAUUUGGAGAAGAGAAGAAGAUCGACGAGGCCUCCAAGGUGACUUGACAAUGCGCAACAACAGCACCCAAGGAGGGUCUAAUUUGCACUUGAGGGAGAUCACCUCAAUUUAUUGAAGAUCUGCAAAGUGAAUCGUGGAUCGCCCAGCUAUUGAUGAGAAGGGGUGGCAAGUAGAGAAAAAUCCCUCGCAGUAAAUACUAGAUUUCAGAUGGAGAUGAAGGGUAGGUCGAAUAUGGAGUUAAUAUGAAAGAGAAUAAAAUCAGCGGCGGGGAAGAAGAUGGUAUAAAGAAGAGGUGGGAUUAGGUGAGAGAAUGGAGUAAUGAGGGAGGUUGAAGAGGGAGGUUAAGGAGGAAGAACAAGUCUCUGGUAAAAGACGAAGUUGAAGAAGAAAUAGUGAGGUAGCUGGGCAAAAAGUAAAAGGGUGUUAGUUAUGAGGCCCUUGAACCGAGAGCCUUUUGCUUUGUUUAAUAUAAAUAAAAUAAUCUAUUACUUACCCCUGCCCCUGAUAAACCCCAUGAAAAAAUCCUAUUCUAGGGGUGGCGAAGUAUAAACUUAAUGGGUUAUUCCAUUAAAAAUAGGAAUAACCCGCUUUGACCAGAAUAAAAUAUUCCUAUCAAAUUUUUUUUUGUUUGGUAGAAUAAUAAGAAUAAACAGAUUUAUACCCUAGUUAUCCUCUUUCCAAACACAGCCUAAGGAGGCGCUGGUGUGGACCACUAGCUAUCUCAACGACAUGUCGUGAUAUCCCCAUGCUGCAUAAAGAAGCAAAAGUUUCUAAUUGGAUCUUCUGUUUUCCAUGCUUACUUUUGUUUCUACUUGAAACGUUCUAUGCUUGAACAUAUAUCUGUGUGCAGACUGGUGAUGAGAUCACAAGAUGGGAGAGAGCUCAGAUCUUUCAGAUUUGAGGACGAAGCCCCUGGGCAAGAAGUGCGGGCAGUAGAAAGGAGAGUUCUUCUGGAGACUCUAGCCGGGAAAUUACCUCCAAACACAAUAUCCUUUUCUUCACGAUUGAGAUCGAUUGCAUGGCAAGGGAAAGAUGGUACUCUUCUGGAACUAGAUGAUGGUCGCCAAGUACUUGCUAAGAUUGUGAUUGGCUGUGAUGGUGUCAACUCACCAAUAGCAAAGUGGAUGGGGUUUCCCGAGCCUAAGUAUGUGGGACACUGUGCUUUUCGUGGUCUUGGGCAAUAUCCUGAAGGCCAACCAUAUGAGUCAAAGGUGAACUACAUCUAUGGAAGGGGCCUCCGUGCAGGCUUUGUUCCGGUUUCUCCUACUAAAGUUUAUUGGUUCAUCUGCUUCAACAGCCAAUCUCCAGGACCGAGAACAACUGAUCCAUCAGCCCUCAAGAAAGAGGCCUUGGAUCUUGUUCAAACCUGGCCGCAGGAGCUCCUCGACAUCAUGCGCAACACCCCCGAUGACACCGUCGUCAAGACCCCGCUUGUCGACCGCUGGCUCUGGCCAGGCCUCAGCCCGCCGCCAGUUGCAGCAGCUUUGAACGGCAGUAGCAGUGCGGUGGCGGUGGUAGUCGGGGAUGCGUGGCACCCCAUGACGCCCAACCUCGGCCAGGGCGCGUGCUGCGCUCUAGAAGAUGCCGUUGUCCUUGCUGGAAAGCUUGCACCGGCACUAACAGGCAGCAGAGGAGCAGUGGUGGCAGCACUGGGGGAGUAUGCGCAGGAGCGUUGGGCGAGGGUGUUUCCCUUAACGGCGCGCGCCAGCCUUGUCGGAUCUUUGCUGCAGUGGGAGGAUCCAAUAGUGUGUGCUUUUAGGAAUGAGGUAAUGAUUCCCAGGUUAGUUCGAUUGGGGCCAUUCCUGGAGCACACAAACUUUGAGUGUGAGCUGUUGGAGCCCAUUGCGUCCAAUUGAAGCCACGGAUAAUUUCAUAUUCAAGGGAGGUAAAGAUGAACACACACUAUUUGAGUUAUAACCCAUUUUUAAGAUGAUGAAUACUCGAACUUUCAAAUUUGGUACCCAUAGUUUUCGUAAUUGUGAAUUCAGUGACCCUCCAUCCUCUCCAUCAGGUACUGCAGGGGCGAUUUGGUUGGUUCUACUUGCAAGCACCAAGCAAAAUACUAUGUAAUCAUCAAUAUGUACAGCAGAAGAUGCAACACUUGUAUUUAAAGUCUUGUUUCGAUGUCAGAAUAAGGCAUCUAAGAAUAAUUUAUUGAAUACAAAAGAUUUUCUUGUAUGAUUGGAUGCUAGAAAUUUGACUUCAAAUUUUGGUAUCCGUAUCUUUGUUGGAUUUA